AUGUUAGCUCCUGAUAGAAACAUACCAUAUCAAAUCUCAAACUUCUAUAAUGAGAAAGUACAAAUGCGCAAGACACAUGUGCACAAAACUGUCUACAGGAUAGCUAAGAUUGUACAAGAUAUUUUGAAAGAAGUAGAAACCCAGGAACCUCGUUUCAUAUCAACGCUGAAUGAAGCAAAUGGGAGAUUUGACGGGAUGAUUGUGCAUUCGCCACAUGAAUACGAAGCAGUUCUAUAUCUGAACCAAAUGGGAGUGUUCAACUUCGUUGACGACGGAUCUAUUCAAGGAUGUGCAGUUCUCAAACUAAGCGAUGGCCGGAAACGUUCGAUGUCGCUUUGGGUGGAAUUCAUAACAGCAAGUGGAUAUCUAUCAGCUCGGAAAAUAAGAAGCCGUUUCCAGACAUUAGUAGGGCAAGUUAUUGAGAAGACUCCGUUCAGAGAGCAUUGCAAGCUUCUGACUGACACAAGCGAUGUCCGCAUCCGAAUUGACGAUAAAUACGUUGUCCAAAUAACUUGUGCUUUCCGGUGCAGUGGCAUUUGGCCACGUUCAGCCAGUCAUUGGCCCAACUCUUCAAUACCAUGGCCUAAUCCAGCUGUGGCUGUUGAAGUGAAGAGUGAAGGAUUCGAUUUAACUAGCAGAGAAACGAGUGGAAUGGUCACUCAGGGAAAUAAACAAACGAAUUCAAUGGAAGGCGAUGCCUGGGCUAUGAAUAUGUUAGGAGCAGAAAAUGCGCUCAUCUCUGGUACUCGCCGAAAAACCUUGAGCAUCCUCAAAUGCUUACGCGAUCGCCAUUUAGACUUCUCCGGAACACCUAUCACAAACUAUAUAUUGAAAACUCUAUUACUAUACGAAUGUGAGAAACAUUGCGCCGAUUAUGAAUGGGAAGAUCAAAACUUAGGGGAUCGAAUUAUAGGAAUUUUGCUGCAAUUAGUAAGCUGCUUGCAGUGUCGAAGAUGUGCUCAUUAUUUCAUGCCACAACUUGACUUGCUUCGUGGAAAACCUAUUCAUCUGAUUGAUCAAGGCUCUAAGAUGGCAUGGAAUUUAGUACGGAAAAUGAUGCUAAACGCCCGUGCUCUUGAAGCCUUAUAG
This is a messenger RNA of Auanema sp. JU1783, 1089 nucleotides long. NCBI's taxonomy places the organism in Eukaryota, Metazoa, Nematoda, Chromadorea, Rhabditida, Rhabditidae. The record is from the annotation of a GenBank genome assembly.